CGGCGCGCGGAGCCAGAGGCGGCCGGGCGGCUCCAUGAGCGGCCCCUGCCCGCAGAGAGCGCCCACAGCCCAGCCGGAGCCCUUCCGCCGCCGGGCGUCAGGACGGCGGUCAGUCUGGAGGUUUUGAUGCAUAUGAUCACAACCACCAUGAUUUUUAUGAUUCUGGGUGCCUCCGUUGUAAUGGCGAUAGCCUGCUUGAUGGACAUGAACGCGCUGCUGGACCGCUUCCACAACUACAUCCUACCGCACCUACGGGGGGAGGACCGCGUCUGCCACUGCAACUGUGGAAGGCAUCAUGUCCACUAUGUAAUCCCAUAUGAUGGGGACCAUUCCCUGGUGGACUCUUCGGAGAACUACUUUGUGAGUGACAGCGUGACCAAGCAGGAGAUGGACUUGAUGCUGGGGCUGCUGUUGGGCUUCUGCAUCAGCUGGCUGCUGCUGUGGCUGGACGGGGUUCUGCACUGCGCCGUCCGGGCCUGGAGGGCGAGCCGCUACUACGAUACUCCGUCCUGGUCGUGGCUGCCACAGUUCUGCAACCUUCGAGACCUCCGGCGCCGAGCCCAGCUCAGGCAGCUGGAGGAGUCCAGUGGAAACAUGGUCCACAUCAAGCAGAAGCUGUACCACAACGGCCACCCCAGCCCUCGGCACCUCUGACUGAGACGCAGCCCAGAGCCACCAGGCUUACCUUCCAUCUCUUCUCCCACCAACAGCCCCUUCCUUCCAAACGUUGCCUCGGAAGCCCUGGAAAACUGCCCUCCCACCUCCCCGACAUGCCCCCAUCCUCUGACAGGAUGCUAAACGUCCCACAGAGGGCUUUAACUCGACUGAUUUCAAUCCAGCAACGUGGAAGGAAGACGGAGAAGAGCAUUUUUAGGGGAGUUUUUCUGUAAAAAGACAUUUUCUGUGUUCAUUGUUAAACUCGGCAUGCUCUUCUAGAACAGGGUAAGACGGGGGGGGGGGUCUUUUCCUUUUUCUCUCCCU
Oryzias latipes (Japanese medaka) is the source of this 981-nucleotide messenger RNA. RefSeq names its product transmembrane protein 240a (gene tmem240a). The record is from RefSeq and is a predicted model, not a curated record. NCBI's taxonomy places the organism in Eukaryota, Metazoa, Chordata, Actinopteri, Beloniformes, Adrianichthyidae.